AUGGCCCUUCAAGAGACCGCCAAAAGGGACAGGAAACCGCAGCUCGACUUUUUCGUCAAAAAAUGGUGGCGGCGAUUCUUCGCGAGACACACAAACCCUCAGAUUGCGAUACUCCGGUUAGCUCAGCCUAGGUCAAGCUCCAGCUCCAACGCCUUCACGAUGAUUUCCGACGACGAUCUCUACAAGCUCGCCAUCUUCCUGGGCUCAAUUUCCAUGAUUCUCAUCGUGGUCUACCACUUCCUGGAAGUCAACUCAGAACCCACGCCAGCCGCCGCGGGCAAGAAGACAUCAUGA
Messenger RNA from Trichoderma citrinoviride, 294 nucleotides. RefSeq lists its product as hypothetical. The coding region runs from base 1 to 294 and encodes 97 amino acids. NCBI's taxonomy places the organism in Eukaryota, Fungi, Ascomycota, Sordariomycetes, Hypocreales, Hypocreaceae. Gene Ontology annotation, cellular component: oligosaccharyltransferase complex. The record is from RefSeq and is a predicted model, not a curated record. The transcript has 2 exons.